GGGCGGGGCGGGGCGGGGCGGGCGCUUCCUGGCGGCGGCGGCGGCGGAAGCGGCAGCGGCCGGGCCGGGCUCCUGCGUCCCGCCGGCCCAGGCGUCCCUCGGCCCAGGCGGCAGGAUGUCGGUGGCGGGGCUGAAGAAGCAGUUCUACAAGGCGAGCCAGCUGGUCAGUGAGAAGGUUGGAGGGGCAGAAGGGACCAAGCUCGACGAUGACUUCAAGGAAAUGGAAAAGAAAGUGGACCUGACCAGCAAGGCUGUUACAGAAGUGUUGACCAGAACCAUCGAGUACCUCCAGCCCAACCCAGCUUCCAGGGCCAAGCUCACCAUGCUCAACACCAUGUCCAAGAUCCGCGGGCAGGUGAAGAGCCCCGGCUACCCGCAGUCGGAAGGGCUGCUGGGGGAGUGCAUGAUCCGCUACGGCAAGGAGCUGGGCGAGGAUUCCAACUUCGGCGACGCGCUGCUUGACGCUGGCGAAUCCAUGAAGCGGUUGGCUGAAGUGAAGGACUCGCUGGAUAUUGAAGUCAAACAAAAUUUUAUCGAUCCCCUCCAGAACCUGUGCGACAAAGACCUGAAAGAGAUCCAGCACCAUCUCAAGAAGCUGGAAGGCAGACGCUUGGACUUUGACUACAAAAAGAAACGACAGGGCAAAAUCCCCGAUGAGGAGCUUCGACAGGCCAUGGAGAAAUUUGAAGAGUCCAAGGAAGUGGCCGAGACCAGUAUGCACAACCUGCUGGAAACCGAUAUCGAGCAGGUGAGCCAGCUCUCGGCCUUGGUGGACGCCCAGCUGGACUAUCACAGGCAGGCGGUGCAGAUCCUGGAUGAGCUGGCGGAAAAACUCAAGCGCAGGAUGAGAGAGGCUUCCUCACGUCCCAGGCGGGAAUACAAACCCAAACCCAGGGAGACGUACGACUUGGGAGACCCUGACCAAUCUAACGGGGGCUUCUCUUACAAUCCUACCCCCAAAGUCCCAGCAGCUUCCUCCUCUUUCCGAUCCGACAAGCCGUUCCGGGCCUCCGUCAGGAGUAUCCGUGAGUUUCCUCCCUCCUCACUGCAUGCCCCCCUGGACCAGCCCUGCUGCAAGGCUCUCUACGACUUCGAACCCGAGAACGACGGCGAGCUGGGCUUCAAGGAAGGCGACAUCAUCACCCUGACCAACCAGAUCGACGAGAACUGGUACGAGGGGAUGAUCAACGGCCAGUCCGGCUUCUUCCCCCGCAACUACGUGGACGUGCUGGUUCCGCUACCUCAGUGAAGCCGCAUCGCUCCCGUCCCCGCUCCAUUCCACCUCCAUCCCGCACCGGGACCCCGUUCUCUAUGCGUCACCUCGGGGCGAGUUGCCACCAAGGGAACAAGCCGGAAGGCUCGAACAGGCUCCCCCUCAUCCCCUGUGAAUUUGGUUGUUUUAAUUUUUGGGUUUUUUUGUCCUUCUGGUGCUUGAACUUCGGUACUUUGUGCACCCCCCGGCUGUAACGUUGUCACCGGCCUCUCCCUUUCCAGAUUGUUUUUGCCUUUCCUUUGGGUCGAGCAUCGGGACGAGCCGGGUGGGAGAGCCGGGACGUGUCCUUCCCGCCGAGCAUCCCGGCCCAGCGGCGGGGGGAACGGAGCCCCCAGCCCCUUGGAGGGGCAAACCCUUUGCCCCCCACCCCAUUGAACACUACCCCGCUCCCCACAGCCCAACACACAUACAGGACCCCGGGGGGGACGCUGCGGCACAGAAACACUACAACACCUACUGAACACUAAGCCAGCCCUGCGGUGCAGGUGCUGAGCCCUCCUGGGGGCUCUGUGCUGUCCCCCCCACCCCAAGGGACAGAGUGGGGAUGUCCCCUCCCCGCGUUAUCCCUCUGCCCCCUCCCCGCAGAGUUUAACCGGGGUUGGCUGUUCCCUUCUGCCCUCGAUUUGAAGUCAGGUUGUCUGGACCUUGGGCUUUUCAUGCUACACCCUCUCAGAGCUGGGGGAUAAUUUGGGGGGUGAGGGACACAGCCUGGGGUCUCCCUGCUACGGGGCAGAGCAGACUGUGGCUCAGGUCCCCCCAAAUCUCUGCGCUUCUCCCUGGGGAGCCCUCAGCCCCCCGUCCCGCAGGACCGGGGCUCGGCUGAUCCUCACGUGCCUUCCCUGUGCCCCCCAACUCUGUCCUCCUUGCGGGGAGACCCGUGUCCCCCUCUGUCCCUGGGUUUGGUGGGAAAAGGCAUCGUACAUCUCAGAGCUGCUCCUGCCGCCCCGAGCGUUCUGUAUCGGGGUCAGGCUGGGGGCCGGCAGCGGCGACGCUCACACUGUCUCUCCGUGGUUCUUCUCGCUAGAAAAGUGGGUUUUGUCCCCCAUUUCCUGGGCCUUGGCCACUUUCCACCUCUCCUCCUCCUCCUUGUGCUGCAGCACGUCCCUGUCCCGCCGCUCCUGUUACAGUUCCGCAACCCCUUUGUAGGGAUCGUAGCCGCGCAUGUCCAUGUGUGUCCAUCCCCGGCCGGGCUGACCGGUGACCCCGCUCCCCAACACGGGGCGGCCCCCCAUGGAUCCCAGCAGCGCAGGGAGCCCAGGGGACCGUCCCCUCCCCGCUGGGGACCGGGGUCACAUCCCAGAGGCACCGGCUCCUGCUCAGGUGGAUUGAAAAGUGUUUUGUCAGCUGGGACAACUUGCUAGACCUUUUUUUUGUUGUUUUUCUUUUUUUGUAAUGGUUUCUCCUGGUUUUUAGGGGGAAAAAACAAAAAGACGACCCACAAAUCUCAACUUGUAUCUCGGAAUGAAAGUAUUAAAUGUUUUCUUCUUUCUAA
Columba livia (rock pigeon) is the source of this 2765-nucleotide messenger RNA. It is a transcript of the gene SH3GL1, whose product is annotated as SH3 domain containing GRB2 like 1, endophilin A2. Bases 116 to 1249 code for a protein of 377 amino acids. Gene Ontology annotation, molecular function: protein binding. The record is from RefSeq and is a predicted model, not a curated record. Gene Ontology annotation, cellular component: presynapse; glutamatergic synapse; cytoplasm. Lineage: Eukaryota; Metazoa; Chordata; Aves; Columbiformes; Columbidae. The transcript is spliced from 10 exons. Gene Ontology annotation, biological process: synaptic vesicle uncoating.